ACUACCAGUGCCACAAACAAGCUGACCAGUGACUUUGUGUUCCUUGGUUCCUGCAGCCUGGUAGCCACGGCUGGCCAUAGCUCCGAGAGAGCAAGAACGUUGCCAUGUGGGACACACUGUUGCCACAGAAGAAGGCUCUCAUCGCAGCGUUUCAGUGCCAUGAACAGGGAGCGUCCAGUAUCGUGUUUGCUCCACAAACAUCAGCUGUUGAUCUCUGCUGGCAAGAAGGGAGACGUUUGUAUACUGGACGUGCGGCAGCGCACCAUCCGCCAUCGCUUCAUCGCUCACGAGUCUCCAGUCAAGUGUUUGGCCAUCGACCCAGCGGAAGAGUUUUUUGUUACUGGUGCUGCCGACGGAGAUAUCAAAGUCUGGGGCCUGACGAUACAUCAGUUACUCUACUCGUUCCCAGGCGAGCACGGCGCGAAUCAUCGUUCUUCAAGCACAUCGGUCAGGGAGUAACCCAGCUCCAUGUAGAUGGCGCGGCACGUCUCUUCUCCUGCGGUGCAGACGGCUCCAUGAAGGUGCGCCAACUGCCGGAAAGGGAGCUCACAGUCCACCUCGCUUUGUACUAGGUAACUACAUCACUAACGUAACAGAGUUUGGAGAUGAACGUAGAGAAUUGUGUGUGUCAUGUCAUCAAUGUUAUUUGUAAGUAGAGAAUUCUAAAAUAUUUCAGGAUGAGACAACAUCCAAUAUAAUGGAAGUUUCGUGUGAAGUUCAAGAAAUCAAAUAAAUUGAUAACAACUGAGUAUCAAAAGGACUGACAGUACAAACAGACAGACGGACAGACUGCCCUUUUCCUUUUUGAUCCCAAAAUCAACAGGGUUCUUCCUUGAACCGUGAGGAACCUAUGUACCAAGUUGAAAUCUCAAGGACCUUUCUAUUAAGAGUUAUCCCACAGACAGACAAACUGUUCUUAAAACUUUUGACCCCAAAAUCAAUAGUGAUCCUACACUCGAGAGUUAUCACACUGAUGGACAAACAAUGAUAAGAUUUCAUGUAGAACUCUCGCCCAGUUCCUAAUAAGGUGAAUAAUGACUCUCUCAUUACCUUAAAAUUUUUAUUUUGUAUUUUUUUUGGAUUUCGGUUUUGAACAUAGGACUCCCAUGUAGGACUAAUUUACUGUUAUAUGGUUCUGAAUCCAUGCAAUUUUAUAUAUUGACUGGAAGUAGUUUGGAUUCAAGAAUGAGCGGUUGACUGCACUUGCCUUACUUUCUGUCCACUACAGGAAAAUAUCAGUUUCUCCAGAGCAAGUACUAGAUACCAUGGUCCAGGAGUCUAGAAGAAUUUUACUUUUAUAAAAACCUUUUUAGAAACUAUCAUUUCUCAGUGUGGAUUUGUACACUAUGCACUGUGUUUUUUCAGAGAGUAAAGGCAUCUUUUUUGUAAUUCAUUACUACAUAAGUCUAAUCAGUUUAAAUUAUUAAUGCUACACAGCCUAUUGAAGCAGUGCCUCCUCAAUUAUGAAUAUCAGUCAUCAAUACAACACUCAAAGACGUAAACGCUGUGUGCAAAAUUCACUAUUUUGCUUCUUAAAUUGGAAAGUUUCAAAAAUUUGAAUAAUUCAGGGGGGCCCCCCAAUUUUGUGUUCACCCCUCGGGAGAGGGGAAUCCCCCCCAAAUCUUUUCCUGGUUACGUCUAUGCAUCACGAUAUUGGUUGAUUACCUUAAGUAAUUGUACACAAUAAAGAUUUGCUGCUUGACAUUGUUAAAUUACAAAAUAUAGAACUUAAAAAUUUAUUUUAUUAAUACACAAAAUCAUACACAUUGACUUUUUGGGAUCAAGAAUAUUAAAUAGCAAAAAUGAGUUGAAUAAGUUGUGGUUUUCACUUUUGUGCAACUGUAUUUACGAUGUUUGUGUGUUUCCAGAUUUAAAGUGAGGCAGCAUAUUUUGACGUUCAACGAAACCCAAUGGUGCGCUGUCUCUCGCCUUCACUGUAGAUUAAGUAGCCGGGGCUCGGCUCCCGCGAUAUUUAUUAUUGUUGAAAUAUAUAAUAUAAUAUAUGGUGUCAAAUAUGUAAAAUUCAGGGCUGACUUCGGGGCCCCACAUAGUUCAAUUGUAUUAUUUUGUAUCUAUGUAGCAUUAUACUUAGUUUUAGCUGUCGUUAAAAAGGAAAAAGUCAUGUAGUGUUUAAGUUAUACCGUUUGUUAUCGUUUGAUCAGCUGUUUUAUUUUAAAAGCAGAACGUCGGAGCGUGUAAGUCGAGUUAUGAUAAUUUAUUAAAAUAGGUUGGCUGUGAGAGAAUUCCAUUUUACUUUAAUUGAUUCUGUUGUGGCGAAUGUUUGAUGGUGAAGCUGUUUAAAAUUGUUGACAGUUUUCGUUGUCAAAUCUAUAUUAUAUAAUGGAGGUUUGUGGAGGUGAGAAGCUUGAGUCGAGUGUCUCCGCUCUGUUCUGUUCUGUUCUUGCAUUCAGAGUGAAUGUGGAUUCCAGUGGUGGACAAAAGUCACUGUAAAUGCUGAUAAUAUUUAUUUUCUUGAAACAGUAUACUAUUGUUAAAGCUAUUAGUGAUAUUUUAAAUUUAUUUAAGGCCUACUAAUAAAAAGUAUUGAGAAAAUCAUCGUUUAUCUGAGUGUUUUAUUGUUUUCGUCCCGAGUUACAUGUGGAUCAUGGAGAAGCAAUAAUUUUAAGGCAUUUAAAACAGAUUUUGAACAGUGUACACUCACUGUAAUAUGUAACACUAAACUUCCUGGAAUGUACAGGAGCAGCCGAAACCCAGAAUGUACUACUGCACUCUAUUAUCUAUAUUCUUGUAAUAUAUUUGGCAUUUGCUAGUCGACCCCUGUUCCCUACAAAGCGCCAAUAUUACAGAGAAAUUCAGUUUCUAGCUAUCUCUUAUGAUUUAACAGCAUUACCGUAACAGAAAUCUGCUCUUUAUAAUGUUCUCUGUAAGGUUGGUAUCGGUGUACAUGUUGCUUGAGCACUAUACUCCCGCGCCGCGUGUCGGGGUCUCCAGACAAUACCGUUGUUAUCUUAGCUUCUAGUAUGCAUGCGUGUGCACUUGUUACAUUAGUCACAUCCUCCCACUCCACACAUGUCACGUUGAUGUCGAUGUUAGACGUAAGUUGACCAAGACGCAUCACCGCGUCUGACCACUGUACGUACGCAGACUGUACUGAGUUCCGAUCCUGCAUUCCUAAUUAUCACAGUCAAGAAUUUGUCCACUAAUAUCUUUUAACAGUUUUCUUCCGUCCACUACUGUUUGUAGAGUUAAGUAAAAUUAUGAUUUUUGGUUGCAUUAUUAAAAAUGUCAAACAUUUCAGAUCUUUGAGUAGAAGCCCAGUUUGAUUUUUUUUUUGUGCGUGAAAAAUGUCACGUAAUCAGCAUUUUCCAGUUCACCCUUGCAGUAUCUGGACCAGUCAGUUAGGUUUUGUUCCUGUCAACACAGACGAGGUGAUGUGUUAGGACUGGUUUGAGUGCCCUUAUAAUCAUUCAAGGACUGGCCCUUUCUUUCUUGUCCCCUCUGUGUUUUAUUCCUCAAGGAAUUCCAACCUCCUAUAAGAAUCGCACCGGGUUUUCAUUCAGGGCCAUACUCAGCUUUGGCAGGCCCGGAAGGUAUUUGGUGGGGCCUGACACGUCCCGCCACCGCACCCAAGUAAUCCCAUUGACGACAUCUUAUUAUUUUUUUAAUGAUAGUAAUAUUCAGUAGCAAGUUACAAUUAUUAGAUUGACCUAACUAGUCCGUUGACACGGUCCUCUUCAAAUAGACGUGUGGCGGGGCCCGCCUCGGUCCCCAUAAAAAUGUCCGACAAAACUGGUCUGAGUAUGGGCCUGGUUUCAUUACAACUUCUGAAAUUCUAUGCAAGAAAAUAAUUAUAAGAUUUUUUGUGAAAGGGGAGUUUCUAUUUAUUCCCUCGUGUGGUCCUCCGUUAAGUUUUAAACACAUUAAAAAUGUUGGCAGUGAUAAUUGAGACAAUUUAUCAUGUACGGAGCAUUCAAGAGAUGGCUGAAUUUAUCUUCUUAAACUCAUUUGAUAAUGCAAAAGUAAAAAUAUCUAUGCUACGUAUUUAAAAUAUUUAUUAAACAUUCAUCUUGUAUCAUUUUUAUUUUUGAUUUUGUUAAACUUAAACUUUAUAAAAAAAUUAAUUUUAUAAAUUAUAAUGUGCACUUUCUUAUUGGAGAGUUUGGAAUUUAACAAAGUACUUCCCUAAAGGAAUGAUGUUAAUAUGUUUAAUACUGUGAAAUGCCUUGUUUCCCAUUUAUAUAACUUUAUUAGGCUCAAAACCAAGUAUAAAAUAAUAUUUAAUUAAAUAUUGCUGUUCUACUUUUAUAUUACAACAAUUAGUACUUACUUUUUUAUUUUGUUAGGUUAUUAAUAAAUGUUUUUGGAAUAUUAAGUUAAAAGAUUGCAUGAAUUUUUUACGUUUCAACGUUUUGUAGUUUCAAAAAGCAUUUGUGUUAUUUGUUAUUCGGUUUGAAAGAAUUAAGUUUUCAUAGUAGAGAAUUUAAUCUUUAACGGAAUUCAUAUAUAAUGGUUUUAAUUCAAGAGUUGUGUAGUUAUCAAUUUGUUUAAAAAAUGUCCUAAGUGGUAAUUUUCAUUGCAAUAAAAAUUGCUAUUUGUAGUAUUCACAGUCUGAUUUAAUAGCUUGGGUUUUGCCAUUGAUAAUUUUUUCACCAGUUUGUAUGUUGGUCACUGUUUGUUUUGAUAAUUCACUUGUCAUGCAAAGUGCUCAAACGUGUUAACACUCAUAAUUAUUAUUAUAUUUAUAGAAUUUAUAGGCGAGUCAAGUUAAUUAGUUGCUAUAAGUAUUGAAAUUGUAUUGUUAAUUUAAUAAGUUAGUCUUAGUUGGAUAAGCUUGUUCUAGUUUUGUUACCAUCAGAUGAAAUAGUCAAAGUUGAGCACUCCAUCAUUCCUUCUAGGCUAAGUCUCAAGACACAGGACUGUUAGGGAUGGUUAGAGUUAACACUUACUGUAACUGCUUAUUGUUUAUGUAAAUAAUGUUGAACUGUGUAUAUGGUGAUGUCAAUAAAUACUGUAUGGACAGUGUUACCGUUGA
Homalodisca vitripennis (glassy-winged sharpshooter) is the source of this 4993-nucleotide messenger RNA. Its product is annotated as dmX-like protein 1. Gene Ontology annotation, biological process: vacuolar acidification. NCBI's taxonomy places the organism in Eukaryota, Metazoa, Arthropoda, Insecta, Hemiptera, Cicadellidae. The record is from RefSeq and is a predicted model, not a curated record. Bases 105 to 572 code for a protein of 155 amino acids. The transcript is spliced from 3 exons. Gene Ontology annotation, cellular component: RAVE complex.